Arachis ipaensis is the source of this 1992-nucleotide messenger RNA. Its product is annotated as F-box/kelch-repeat protein At3g23880-like. Lineage: Eukaryota; Viridiplantae; Streptophyta; Magnoliopsida; Fabales; Fabaceae. The record is from RefSeq and is a predicted model, not a curated record. Gene Ontology annotation, molecular function: protein binding.
UCAGUAGCCAAUUCAAAACUGACUCUUCCCUUUCCUUCGUCCUCCGUUUUCAACGCAAUUUCAAAUCCCGGGGCUGAGUGAAUUGCUAUAUGAAUUGCGAAAAGCGCAGCAUUUCAUUUCAAUUUUCAAGCAUUAAUAAGAAGAAGAAGCAGAAGCACAGGAACAAACCAAAACAGCAAUCAACCAUGAAGAAGAAGAAGAAGCAACAGCAGAAUGAGAAUCACAAGAGCAAGAGCAUUGACGACACUCUCCCUCUUGAGCUGAUUCACAGAAUCUUACUGAGGGUUCCGCUCAUACAUCUCGCUCGCCUCAAGUGUGUUUCGAAGCUUUGGCACUCUCUCAUUUCCGAUCCCGACUUUGCGGAAUCGCAUCGUCGACUCUCUGCCGCACCCACCCAUGUAUGCCUCCUCAUAAACGAUUACUCCAAGGCUUGCUCCGUAGACAUUGACGCAAUAUUUCACGGCUACAAGCAUGCUGCUGUAAAAGAGGUAUCUCUCCCUUUCAAGGUGAACACACGUUAUGAUUUUGAAGUUAUGUGCUCCUGCAGAGGCUUUGUUCUCUUACACCGAGCCCCGCAUUUUUUGGUCGUAUGGAAUCCAGUGACUGGAUCCAGCAAAAGAGUAUCCUACUCUCACAUUGUUUCUCGUAGUAAUUCCGUUUAUCGGUGUUUGUAUGGAUUUGGUUACGAUGCUUCACAGGAUGACUACUUAGUUGUUGUAGGUUCUCAGGAUAAGAAUGGCCAAGACCACUUUGAUUGCUUGUCUUUGAGAACCAAUUCAUGGAUUAAUCUUGAUUUUGCACUCUCCAAACCCUUGGGUGGGGGGAAAUGGGAAUCGCGUGGGUUCUUCUUGAAUGGCGCCAUUCAUUGGUCGUCUUGCACUCUUGGAGUUAAAGAUUACAGUAUUCUUAUAUUUGAUUUAAAGGAAAAGAGUUUCUCAACCAUAUCUAUGCCUGAACAAGUAAUGUGUUAUCUCGAACCCACUCGUCUCGCCCUACUAGGAGGGUGCCUAGCCUUGUAUUCAUAUGAAUACCGUAAAACUAACAUAUGGGUGAUGAAACAAUACAAAGUGCAUUCAUCUUGGACUUUCUAUCAGAUUUCUCGUGGAGAGUGUGUGCCUAUAUGCUUAUCCAAUGGUAGUGACAUUGUUGCACUAGAUCUUCCCCCAAUAUCUACAUAUACCAACUUUAGUUUUGUCAAAUAUAAUGCCAGAGGAAAGCUCCUCCAAAUCGAUUAUUUUGAUUAUCUUCAUCUCCCACAUUUUAAACGUAACGGCACAAGCUACACUGUAUACACAGAGUCUCGUGCCACUCCCUAGUGACAUUAAGGAUAAGGAUAGGGAUAAAGGACAAGAAGAAGAAAAAUGGCCAUCAGAAUCAGAAGGAUGUCAAACAGAAGGGGGAUGUCAAACAAGGAAAGAGAACUAGGAGCAAAUGACUGGACAUCAGAGACACUUGAUUCUGUUGUAAAUAAAGUGUAGGAUUGGCAAGUUCAGCUGGAAGAAGCUUCUAAAGAAUUUUGUUUUAUUUUGCUUUUGCUUUAAAGUAUGAUUUCCCUUCCAUAUGAAUGUGAAAAACUAGAACAUUUGAAGGUGUAAAUAGAGUUUCCUUUAGUUAAAUGCAAUCUCUUAUAUUAUCUGCUUUAUCUUUAUUCAAUGUUGCCUUGGUUGAGUUAUCAUGUCUACACAGAAUAUCACACAUCUUAAUGAGAUUUAAUUUGGCAAUUCAGUUUGGUCUUUAGUAGUAAGUAUUUCAGUAUUUUGUUUGUUGGGAUUACAGUUGGGAUAUUUGUGUUUGUCACCUGAAUUCUUCACUGUUCAUAGAGCAUGUGCUCCCAGGUCUUUCUUUCAUGGUAGGUUAAUUGAACCACGUUAAAUUUUCUAUUUUCACCUUAUCUUUUGUUCUAUCUGGUAAUGAAACCUUGUAGCAUCUUGAUAUAAUUGCUAUAGUGGUGUAAAUUUUACAUUUAUAUGUAUGGCUUUCAACUUUAUUUUA